This is a messenger RNA of Cuscuta campestris, 2257 nucleotides long. NCBI's taxonomy places the organism in Eukaryota, Viridiplantae, Streptophyta, Magnoliopsida, Solanales, Convolvulaceae. The record is from the annotation of a GenBank genome assembly.
CCCAACGGUCAUUUGAAAACAGCGCUGUUCAACCAUGAACAUCGCUGUUCAAAAACUUACUGCCCAGGGCUUCUGAAGGCCAACAUCGCUGUUGGGAUUUCCGACAUGCAUGUUGGGAUGCUUUCUUCGGCGUCAUUUUGCACCUUUGCUGGUGGGAAGAAGGUGAAGAUGUGUGGCUGUCCGCAUGUGUUUAAACGGCUCAAUGGUUUUGAAAAUGGAACGACGGGAUCUGAAUACAAAGACUCGUCAAACUUUGGGACAUAUGAGGUGAGAUUAGGAGGUGGUUGGAUUGGCAUGGGUGUAGAGGAGAGGAAGCCUGGCCACUGGAAGUCAGCGUGCCCGUACCCAAAAGUGGAGAAGUACGGAGAAAGAGAAAGGAACGAGAAGAAAAAGAAGGCAAUGGUUGCUGCUGAAAGUGACGAGUCAUCCAGCUCAAGCUCGGAUGAAGAAGCUCUCGUCUGCAUGGAGCGCAGAGCUGAAAAGUCCAACCAUGAGGAUAGGUGGACCAUGUCAGAAGAUGAUACUCUCUGCCUAAUGGCCAAAGAUGAUGCUGAUCAAGAGCUCUACUAUAAUUGGAGAGCUUGGAAAGUUGGAAAUUCAGAAGAGCAACUGUUGGAUUGGGACCAACAGCUGAAGAAUGAAAAGAUUAUCAAGAAAUGCCUAGGACUACCAGUCAACCACUGCUAUGAAGACAUCUUGGAUGACUACUGGGUAUGGCAAAGGAACAAUGAGGAUCUGCAUCUGGAACACUUGGCCACUACACCAGUUUCAGACUUUGAAGCAGAUGAUGAAGAUACUGCAGUCUACAAGCCAGUCUUCUCAAAAGCCACAGAAGAUCAAAUGGCUCCCACUUCUGAAGAAAUAGUUGUUUUGGAAACAACAGCUGAGGAUUUCCCUAUCUUUCCGGAAACCUCACCUGCGUUUGAAAUGGUUUUGACUGAAACUGAUCAAGAGAAGGCAGCCUCUCCCCCACAAGAGCAGAACCAGGAAGCAACUGAAGAAGAAGAAUUUCAGCGACUGAUCCAAUCUCAAGUGCUCGAGAUCCUCACAACUCCUUGUGAGAUCUCCAAUCAGACACAACUUGAGAUUCUGGAAAAGUCAGCAAAAAUUCCGGAACAGUCAGCUAUUCCAGAAAUUAUGGAGAAAGAAGUAGAAGUCCAAAGGCACUCUGGAAAAGCUGAGAAGGAAUCUCAGAUGGCAGAAGAGGAGGUAACUAAUUUUCACUUCCAUAGCUCUUCCAUUCCUACUCUUCUGGAUGAGAUACCGGAAACCUGGACAAAGAAGGUACAAGGGCUAAUUGAGUCAGCCCUAGCAUCUCAACAUGCCUCCUUUAGGCAAGAAAUAGAGCUAAUGGAAGCCAAACACACUGAGCUGAUAGAAAAAUCUGAAGAGAAACACAGCGCUGAUCUCAAGGAGAUAAGUAAAUCAGUAGAAAAGACUCUAGAGAUCAUCUCUCUAUUGAGUAAAACUGUGAGCAAUACGAUGGAAAUAUACACCUCUGACAGUCAACUGCAAUUCAAUGAAUUCAACAAAGUCAAGGAGCAAAUAGCAAAUGUUACAGUUAGUCUACAAAAACAGAUGUCCCUUCUCCAAAUGGACAUCAGAUCAGCCCUAGCGAUAGCUUCAGCAAAUCAGGUAGUAACCAAAGACUACUUGAAGGUGAUCAUUGACAAUCAAAAGGAAGCAUACAAGCUGUUCAGACUUAUUGGUGCACAUUCUGGGAACCGCAAGAUGGAAGUAAUUCUCCAACAACACAGUCCAUCCCCAAUACCACAGCUCCCUAUUGCAGUCAACGAAGGAGAAGCAUCUUAUGUCCCUUCUCAUCUGAACAUGACUAAUCUGAUCCUUGAAGCACAGCAAAGAAAUCCGGAAAACUCAGCACAGCACCUAUCCAGCUCAGGACUGGAUGGAACAGAAUUUAUAGGUGCAGUUGCUGACCACUUCUCAGAUGCUGCUCAAUCAGAGGAAAGGCGUGAAAAUUUAAGGCGCAUCAAAGAACUGUGUGGGAACAUGCAGGGCCUCAGUGAGGUUGCCGGAUCUUCAAAACGCAAAAGGAACUGAAGGUUCUUUUCAUCAAACCAGGGGGAAAGUAUGUGAAAACAUUUGUUUUGAUGAAAACACCUUCUUGUUUAAACAUUACUUGAUUGGUUUAAACAUUUCUUAAGUAUGCCUUAAUUGCGCUUAUUAUGCUUGAUUAUGCUUAUCUCAAGUAUGAUUUUGUCUUAAUUAUUUUUCUGAAGCGCAUACAUUCAGGGGG